Molecule: messenger RNA, 375 nt
Organism: Penicillium waksmanii
Lineage: Eukaryota; Fungi; Ascomycota; Eurotiomycetes; Eurotiales; Aspergillaceae
Exons: 2
Coding region: 1-375 (124 amino acids)
Source: RefSeq, a predicted model, not a curated record
AUGAACCCGAUCAAACUCAAGCCCGUCGCCGAAAAUAUUCGCCUCAAAAUCAAAACAAUGAUCCCUGAAUUAUCGCAGCAAAAUCCCGAGAAUUGUGCAGAAAGUUUGAAAACGGAGAAAAAUGGGAACAAGACAUAUGGGGGAGAUUUACUCGCGGAGCAGAUAUCUCUCAUAUCGAGACAACUCCCUAUCCCUGAUCCAGACUGCCUACAACAGUUGGGAACGCGCGAAAAAGAGGAUUCCUCAUUCCGCUUUCUGAGGGUGUAUUACGCGACGGGAGUCUCCAAGAAGGUUUUUAUGUUGAAACUACUACGGAUCCAGAAGUUGGUCCGCACACAGCAGCAAUAUUUUUUGUACCCAAAUGAUAUCAUGUAA